UUUCAUAAUUUUAAUCAGACUUUCACCUCUCUGGACAUGGAAGUGGGAAAUCGCACCAUCCUGACUGAAUUCAUCUUGGUCGGCUUCUCAGCAGACACUCGGUUACAGCUGAUUCUAUUUGGAAUAUUUCUGAUGCUCUAUUUGAUAACCUUGUCAGGGAACAUGACCUUGGUUAUCUUAAUCCGAAUUGAUUCCCAUCUUCAUACACCUAUGUACUUUUUCAUAGGCAAUCUGUCUUUCCUAGAUUUCUGGUACACCUCUGUGUAUACCCCCAAAAUCCUGGCUAAUUGUGUCUCAGAAGAUAAGCAUAUUUCCUUGGCUGGCUGUGGGGCCCAGAUGUUCUUUUCCUGUGUUGUAGCCUACACUGAAUGCUAUCUCCUAGCAGCCAUGGCUUAUGACCGCCAUGUGGCAAUUUGUAACCCCUUACUCUAUUCAGGUACCAUGUCCAGUUCUCUCUGUACUGGGCUAGUUGCUGGCUCCUAUAUCGGAGGAUUCUUGAAUGCCAUAGCUCAUACUGCCAACACUUUCCACCUGAGUUUCUGUGGUAAGAAUAUCAUUGACCACUUCUUCUGUGAUGCGCCACCAUUGGUAAAAAUGUCCUGUACUGACACAAAGGUCUAUGAAAAAGUGCUCCUGGGUGUGGUGGGCUUCACAGUCCUUUCCAACAUUCUUGCCAUCUUGAUUUCUUAUUUCAACAUCUUCCUGGCUAUCCUAAGGAUCUGCUCGGCCUCAGGAAGGUGCAAAGCCUUCUCCACCUGUGCUUCCCACUUGAUCUCAGUCAUGCUUUUCUAUGGAUCCUUGCUCUUCAUGUAUGCAAGGCCUAGUUCUACCUACUCCCUGGAGAGAGACAAAGUGGCUGCCCUGUUCUACACCGUGGUGAACCCAUUGCUCAACCCUCUCAUCUACAGUGUGAGGAAUAAAGAUGUCAAAGAGGCUUUCAGGAAAGCAAUACAGACAAUACGACCACAAGGAUGA
Messenger RNA from Trichechus manatus latirostris (Florida manatee), 975 nucleotides. Its product is annotated as olfactory receptor 9G4. Gene Ontology annotation, biological process: G protein-coupled receptor signaling pathway; sensory perception of smell. Gene Ontology annotation, cellular component: membrane. The transcript has a single exon. Gene Ontology annotation, molecular function: odorant binding; G protein-coupled receptor activity; olfactory receptor activity. Bases 37 to 975 code for a protein of 312 amino acids. The record is from RefSeq and is a predicted model, not a curated record. NCBI's taxonomy places the organism in Eukaryota, Metazoa, Chordata, Mammalia, Sirenia, Trichechidae.